Emiliania huxleyi CCMP1516 is the source of this 1503-nucleotide messenger RNA. RefSeq lists its product as hypothetical. The coding region runs from base 1 to 1503 and encodes 500 amino acids. The transcript has 6 exons. The record is from RefSeq and is a predicted model, not a curated record. Lineage: Eukaryota; Haptophyta; Isochrysidales; Noelaerhabdaceae.
AUGCUGUUUCUCGCGUGUGUUCUGGCAGCCGCCGCGCCGACCGAGGCCGCGGCUGCCGGCCGCGGCUUGGCCCGGCGCGCCGCGACGCUGCCUGAUCCGGCGUACCUGCGCGUGGCCACGUGGAACGUCGCGGCGAUCAACAACAACCCGUUCGAGUACUGGAUCACUCACGACGACCCAAAGUACAACCAGAUGAUGCAGGACGUGCAGGCCUUCCUCGACGAGCCGGGCGCCGCGGACGUCGCCGUCUCGACCGCGAUGCUGGGUGAGCUGCAGGCCAAGAUGACGGAGGCGGGGUGGGAUCACGUGGACGAGGCGGUGGCCGAGUGGCGGUCGCAGUAUGCGGGCCGGCAGAUCAUCGCGGGCUUCAUGAAGGACAAGGACCUGGGCAAGAAGCGGCUGAUGUCGAUGCCCGACCGCACGACCAACACGAUCAACCUCGCGAGCGGGCAGACCGCGACGCGGCCAACCGCGAUCAACUGCUACGGCGCGGAGUUUGCCUCGAUGGAGCAGUGGUGGGCGCAGUGGAAGGGCUUCAUGUUUGACACCAAGCUCUCCCUCGCCUCCGGCAAGGAGGCGACCCCGAGCCAGCUCGCGGCUUUUGACGGCAUCCUGGUCCACAUGCUCAACACGGUCGGCGGAGGGGCGCACAAGGAGACCUGGCAGCCGAUGCGGCGGCAGAUGUGCGUCGCGCUCAACUCGCGCAAGACGCACCGCACGCUCGCCAUCCUAGAAGCGGAAGACGGAGUCCGGCUCGCGAUCCUCUCUCGCAGCUACGCCGACUCGGACGCGAUCUUCCUGCAGGAGAUAUGGGGAGAUAUGGGGAGAUAUGGGGAGAUUUUGGGAGAUAGCUACGCCGACUCGGACGCCAUCUUCCUGCAGGAGGUGUCCGGCGCGAUGGUCGCGCAGCUGCGCGAGCACCCCAAGCUGUCGCGGAACUUCUCGCUGCACGUGGCGCCGAACGACGGCAAGCGCGACCAGAUCUCGGUGCUGCUCCUCUCGCGCAGCCGGUUCGACCCGGCCUCCGCCACGAGCCUCAACCCAGCCUUCGACGCACUCCUCGCCGGCCUGGGGGGUGACGUCCCGGUAUGGUACCAGGAGCCGCAGGGCGUCUCCGAGUUCGCGGCAGAGUACCGCCAGCUCGGCCUCACCUCCUGCUGGGGCGACGCGCCCGACCCGACGAACAUCACAACCUUCAACGCGCGGACCUACCUGCAGCCGCAGCUCAACAAGGCCGUCGCGUACAAGGACCUUGCCUCGCCGGGCACCGGCGACAAGAACCCGAAGGACUUCCUCCUCUUCCCAAGGGGCAGCUUUGGCGUCGAGUCGACGACAAAGGACAACACCGGCCAAAAGGCGUACGUCGAGAGGCAGCCCUUCCCGACCCUCACCUUCCCGUCCGACCACGGCGUCCUCUCCUCAGUGCUCAAGCUGCUGCCUCCGCCGAGCCCGCUCGCCUCGGAGCUCCGCACCGCGCGGCGCUCCUUGCGUGCCGCCGAGUGA